Symbiodinium necroappetens is the source of this 1452-nucleotide messenger RNA. The record is from the annotation of a GenBank genome assembly. Lineage: Eukaryota; Dinophyceae; Suessiales; Symbiodiniaceae.
GCUCACACGGCGCAGCUUGGUGGCCUCUGUGCGCCAUGCAGCAAACUCCACAUCGACUGUCCUGAGCACGGCAGCAUCGCAGCACAUGCUCCGGUGGAACAUGGCUAUGCCCGCAUCUCCGGCUCCCUUCAGGUCUUCCGCUGCUUAGAGGCAGAGCGUUGCACGCGCUUCACGGAUUCGGGCUGCGCAGCUGGAUACUCCGGCCCCCUAUGUGUGGAGUGCGCUCCUAACUACCACUCCUUCAACUUCGGCAAGCAGUGCGACGAAUGCCAGAGCCUGCGCCAGCAGUCGGUGGUCUUGGUCUUCGUGGUCUCCCUGGGAACUCUGGCGCUGAUCGGCGCCGUCGUUGCCGCAGGCUGCCUCCUGAGGAGCUACAUCCCAAAGCCUGGCCUGGGAAUGGAGUGUGCGGCGCAGCUCCUGGUGUCUCAAGGGGCGGUGUUGCUGCAGCUGGCGCAGCUCUGGGCUCUGCUGGCGCGCCUGACGAGCGCCAGGGAGGCACAAAAAGUCUUGCAGGAAGUGGUCGCGUACAAUGUCACAGAUGACGUCCCCGCCCCGGAGGAGUUGAACACGGAUCGGGACCCACUGUUCUCCUACAUCGAAAUCCUACAGUUCACGGGCUCGGAGUUGCAAAGCUUCCUGGACUUCCAGUGCCGCUACGACGGUGCGACGGUCCGCGGCAUCUUCGCCCUUGCCACGCCCCUCCUUCCCUUGCUGGUCCUGGUUGCAUGCGCCUGCCUAGAGCUUCGGAACCUUGGCAUGGGCAUCCAGCUGGCACUCCGCGCCUUGACGGUCCUCUUCGUGGGAGGCGCCUCCGGCGCGGUGAAGCUGCUGGGCUGCCAGCGCGCCGACGGUGAAGGCACCUGGAUACCAGACGACCUGGCCUUCCGGCCGCUUUUCCCGUGGCUCCGGUGCUCGAAGGAGACCGCCACAGCCGCCUGGGUGGACCGAAUCGGCUGGAGCACUGCCGCCGUCUAUGGCGGUGCGGUGCCCUGCUUCCUCGCCUUCCUCUUCUUCAGGCAGCACCGCACCAUGCGGCAGUGCAAGACCUUCUUUGUCGUCAGUGCCAACCAGGAGAGCGGCAGCGUCCAGCUGGAGCUAACCGCAUGCGCAAAGUCGGAGCACUUCGAGGAGGAGCUCCUGGCAAGGCGCCUAUUGGGGGCUGCAGCGGCCCACCUGGCGGUGCAGAGGCCAGGAGAAGUUUUGGUGGAGCUCCACCAAAACGCGCUGAUUGUGACAGAGCAAAAUGGCAUCAGUCACGAAGAGAAGAGCAGCGGCUUUUCUUCCAUCUCGGCCGAGAGCUUCAUGGAGAGCGACAUGAAAGACACCGUGCUGGCACGGAACUACAUGAUGCAGAUGCUUACGGAGCGCAGCAUCUUGGAGGAGAUCCAAUCAGACAGAAUGCUGAUCGGGGCGAAGCAACUUCUUUGCAAGUACGCCGCUCCCUUGCAUUGA